AUGCAUCUCUUCACCCCCAAUCACGUGUCAUUAAUUGCUGCAUGCUAUCCUUCUUCAUCUGCAUUGGUUUCUUCUGGCCCUGAAUAUCGUCCGAAUGCACAGGAGCUCUCCAAGCUCACAUACUAUGCUGCUAAUCGCCCAGGAAAAAUAAACAAGUUAGGGGGCGAACUGGAAAAACGUGUCAAGUCAGGAUGUCACAAGGCUCAGUAUGGAAAUGUUCGAGCCAGAGCAUCUUUACUUAUUACACUUUCUGUCUUGCGAGCGCUGGCGGUAGAAUGUCGACGCGAUAUAUCCUUACUAUCCCCGGCUUUGGUCGCGUGCCUCAAGGUCACGCUGGAUACCCUCUCUUCUGACCUCGAAAUAGUAGCGCGAGCAGCCAGCGUGUUUACCGCAUGGUGUACUUUCACGGACGGCCAUGUCAUCGGAGCAGAUUCUAAUUUAGCCCAAGAUUACUUCGCUGUCUUACGGCAAUUUGCCCAGCAAUCCACCGCCGACGUCAAGUCGGUCGAUCACGAGCUAAGGAACAGGACUCGUCUAGUCGGAUUGGCUGCUCUCACAGGCGCCGUGAAUUCAGAAGCUCUUUAUUGCUCUUCUAGCCAAUACAAGCCUCAAGUCUCGAUCAUAUCUCGUUCAUUACUUUUCCAUGUUAUGCAUGCGGACCUGACUGUUCUAGAUGAGUGUGCGGAGGCUAUCAAAAGCAACGCUACUUCCAUAUAUCUUGCGGAGUUCCGUUCACGGCCUGUCCUUGAAAGACGUGCUGCCUCCAUUCAUGCACACGUAGACGGGGAGAGCGGUCCGUCUUCUUCCGAUGUUCUAGAUACAUCGUUAAGAGCACUACAACACAUGAUACAACACUCUAAUGGCGCUCAAAUGGGGUUCUUGAUGCAGGCCACAUUUGAAGGUCUAGGCGAUCUCAAACUUUGGGAGAAACUUGACCAAUGUCGAUGGCUAGCCCAGAGGGCGUGCGAAUGGGCCCAAUACCAGUAUCGCUAUGCAGUGCCUACUCGAUUGGUCGAACAGCUUCUUUCGAUACAGGACUCACCAAUAUGCACCGCUCAGCAUAAAGCUUUAGCUGCUAUGGUUCCUGCGGUCUUCACGUCCCCCGUACCUCUCGUCAAUUUGUCCACAUCAGACAUCAUUUCAAACCUUAUCACUUUGGUCCUCCGGCGUGUAUCAAUCGACCCUCACGACGCCCUCCUUCCGUCGCUUGUGGAAUGCAUAUCCUCUUUGGGCGCCCACGUCUACUAUUCUGACCAGAUUCAAGACCUUGCUAGCGAGUUGAUCAGCCGCCUUGUAACCGUUGAGAUGCAAGGAGUUACUGGUCGCGACAAGGGGCCCGGUGACCGCAGGCGAAGUCAGGCUAUCCGGUGUCUCCUUGCGGGUCUUGUAGGUCUCAUGCAUGCUGCUGAUGGCUCCGAAGUGGUCUCGAAUGAUAAAAAUGCCCCACACAUUCCCUUAUCCCGCACCGCCACUCCGCAAAAUAAUGUCCCUUCGCAAAGCCCUCCUUCUCACGUUUCUCGACGGACAAGAGUAUCUGGAGAAAUAUGGCAUGAGACCCUGAGUCUUAUCUGUGAUGGUGACUACUCGGUACGGAGUGAUUAUGCCCACACUCUCGUCAGUUACUUGCGCAAAGAGAUUCCAAAACGUGGAGACAUGACAGAUGAACAUGGAGUCAGACGUCCUCGUCCUCUUAUCGAAGGUAGCCCAACACACCAAGCUAACAGUAUUGGCCUCCUUCUAUUUGGUGACUCGGCGACGCGAUCGCUCCAUGCCACGCAUGCUUAUCUCUUUAUACUGGCGACAACUUCGUCUCUUGGCAUUUCAUUCAACUCAACUCCUUCACCCGCCUACUCCACAAGUGGUGACAUCCCUUCCAUUGGAGUAACGGCCCCUACGCCUAAUGAGUCAGGUCCCACCGAUGGACAUAGCACUGACCCACAAAACUCUUCCCCUGCCCGAAGAUCGCCAGCCCUUCUGGCCCGAACACGUAAAAGUUCGAACGCGCAGCGCUUGUCGGAGAGCGUGCCUGAGAAGGUCUCAGCGGCUGCUUCAGCAUCCCUGUCAGACUAUGCGCUGAUUUUCCACGUACUAUCUGCUAUCCAUGAGGAAGUCCCGACCCGCGGCCUUCUUGUUGGUCUCCCAAUGCUCAUAGCACUGCAUGGAACCGCCGAAGUUGAAGAUGGGACCAAUGAUGCUUCCAAACAACGAGUUAAAGUGAUACAAGAGUUACUGGCUCGUGUUUGGCUCGUGCUCGGUCGCGUUUGGGAAUGCCCGGAAUUGGUGGGCCUUGCUGAAAAAGUCAGUCACUUUGAAUAUUAUCUUAUUCUCGGAGAGAUUAUUGAUCGUCAACGAAACCAGGCUUUGUCCACAAUGGGAGCGGCACCGACCCUGCCUCCGCUCUCAGAGUUCAUUCCUGGGGUGCUUCGACCAGCACAGACAGAAGUUACGUUCCCCCCUAUCGAGGGAGAAAGAGAAGUAUCGCAAUGGUCAAGCGUUAAUGCCGAAGAGGCACUGGCGAUAUUAGUGUCUUCCAAGUCUGUUCAAGAAGCAACAGGGCUUGACCGCCAAGGGCUACUUCGCCGUUUUUCGGUCAGAUGGACGGUAGACAUAGCUCUCAGAGACUCGGAUAGACCGAACAACCACAGACAGUUGACGGAAGGUGGCUUACCGUUAUUGAAGUUAUCACCUGCUCUUAUGGCUAUUGAGAACCUCUCGUUGCAAAGUCUGACACGGUCAGUCCGUGGGGUAGGUGUGACUGAUCUGCGCGAGGCGCUUGAGGGACGUGCAGGAGCAUCCAACCCGGCUCUUGUCAGGCGACCUUCGGUAUCUACCCUCGACCACUCGCCUUCUCUUGAUCUUCGCUCCAGCCGACUUGCCUUAACGCGAAGUCGGUCGAGACCCAAGAAGCGUGCCGUUACAAGUAGUGCGGGUGAAGUACGGGACGUUUUGAACAGGUUGGGAAUUGGAAAACAGAACGGAAGCAGCUUGUUGAAGGCUUCCUUCCAGUGA
Suillus paluster is the source of this 3009-nucleotide messenger RNA. RefSeq lists its product as uncharacterized. The transcript has 6 exons. The coding region runs from base 1 to 3009 and encodes 1002 amino acids. NCBI's taxonomy places the organism in Eukaryota, Fungi, Basidiomycota, Agaricomycetes, Boletales, Suillaceae. Gene Ontology annotation, biological process: protein localization to plasma membrane. The record is from RefSeq and is a predicted model, not a curated record.